CGACAGAAAUUCAAUUCGUUUGACGAUCGUUUAAUCCCUACCGCAUGGAAUGAAGCCAUUUGAUGUUUUUUGGGGACGAAGAAAUCAUACUUUUGAAUUAUCACAACAGAGUUUUAUUCCAAAAAUUGAACCCGAGAUCAGGUUGCCAGAAGUCGAGUGUCUUCAGAAGAACCAAUGAGCUGAGUGUUAAUUCUUAUCGUCUCAAGAAGCAAUAUCCGUGUCUGAAUAAAAAUAAAUUAAGACCUUUUUUUACCCUAACAUCAACAGGCAUAUUCUCCAUACUGCUCUCUAUACAUUUUCUAAGGUGCUGACAAGGAGAGUCUGUUUAACAAUCAAGAGCUUCUUAAAUUGGCGGUCAUUUCAUAUAUUCUCUUGACCAUAAUGUGUUAUUCUGAGGUGAUGAGAUAAGGAGAAAGUUCGUGCUGGUCUUUUCCAAACUAUAAUGAUAGUUUCCAUGAAGAAAGUCGCGAGUAUAGCUGUCAUUGAUCGCGUUCACGAACCUCCUACUGUUAAUUAAUUGUUUUGUGGUUCUGUUUACUAUUUUGUAUAACAAAACUUUUCCUUAAUAGACAUUGUGUCUAUGAGCCGUUAGCCAUGCAUUAUCGUUGGUUUCUGACUCAUUUCUGUUCAUUUAUCCUAGGCUCCUCUCAUGUUCAAAUCGCUCUUAGUUUUCAAGAGUGCUUUCUAUGACCGAGUCUCGCAGAGAUGUUGAUGUUUAUCUGGAACAGCGUGACGAACAAACCUAUGCUAACAGCGCAUCCCAGAAUGCAUUUUAUGCAUUUCUCCGCUGUCCUCCAGAUUGGCGGCGCAACCUCACUCGAUUCUGUGCUUCGGCCCAAAUUCUUCUGACAAGAGGCAGAACUUUACGAAGUUUACCGAGGGUAUUUAUCCUGCGCAGAGUAUUUUUUCUCUUUUGGAUAUUAACAGUUAUCCUGUUCGUGUACCUCAAGUGGUAUUUUCCCUUAUAUCUGACGAGCACGGUAAAUCGCAACAGUUUAGAGGAGUUCAGGUGGGACUGGUGUCGAGUGCGAAGGGUUUCGAUAAACUGGGAAUUACUAAGAUCCCCUUGUGAAGGGAACACCAAAUUUGGUAGAAGUCUACCUGGUUGGGGGAUUGAAAACAGGACUGACCCGAGGCAAAGCUUUAUUCCUUAUAUGGAUAUCAGACCUGCAGGCGAGUUUAGUAGGUUCAGUAUUCAGUCCCAAACGUCCAGUGGCCAACCUAAGGCAAUCGGGGGUGACGAUUGGCGGGUUCUUAUAUGGGGCCCAUCAGUACAGGCACCGACAGUGAUUGAUCACAAAAAUGGAACGUACGAGGUGUUGUUUCUUAUACUGGAGCCUGGUACCUACUCUGGAUUGAUUGUUUUGGAUUACUCCCUGUGCGACGGAAUGAAAAAUCCACCUGAAUACUGGUUUAUGAUUGGAAAUAUCCAUGGAAACGGGCAACCACACGGGACCCUAAUGGAACCCUACGUCUAUUUGCAAACUCCCCUUUGGGAAGGAAUACCGCUGAUAAUAGAAGUGGCGUCACCGGUUGGUCCUACAAGAUAUGAAGAAUUUCUCAGUUAUGGAUUUGGUAAUCCUCCUUCUUGCGGGGAGGAUUGCAAAUUCUUAUGGGAUGGCUUCGGCCGCUGGUCUAACGGAACCUGGAAACCACAAGUGGAAGGUUUGUGGACGAAACAUUCUCCAAGGAACCGCGAGGGUGUACUGUGGAUCUAUGGAGAUUCAAAUGCGGGUCGGUUUUAUCGCUCUAUCCGCCGAACUCCGCUGUGUAGAACGGUUUUCCGCGCUUGCAGUUUCUCGUACAACUGGAUUUAUCCAAUUAAAAACGCUACAGUGGAAAUGCAGCAACAAAAUUUUCUACCAAUAAAUGUGUCCCGAGUGUUGGACGCCAUUGCGAAAGUAAUUCAUCUGCCACAAAUGAACAACGAGAAAAGUGUCAUUCUCUUAAAUCAUGGUCUGCAUUUUAUGACUUCGACAAACUUCACAACAUACCGCGAGGUUGUCAACGGAAUAAUAGAUUUGUUUAAAGAGACAAGGACAGACAACAAAGGAAAAGAACUUAAGUUCCGAGGGAAAGUUAUUUGGAAGACAACCUCUGCUAUUCACCGCGAAAGGUUAAGAUAUCCCCAUCAUCACAAGCGAAGAUUUUUAACUCGUCAGCGGGUACAACUGUACAACGCUUACUCCACCUGGGCUAUGUGUCAAGCUGGUUUUGAGGUACUUGAUGUGUACCCAAUUAGUGCGUCUUUUCCAAACGGAACCGACAACAGCUUGGAUCCUUACGAUGCCGUCCACUACAAGGAUUUGGUGAUCAAGCCCGCGGAACACAUUCUUCUCGAAUACUUCAGCCCUCGGUGGACAACAGUCAAUAACACAAACAGAGAAGUGUGAAGCCUUGGAGAUGAACGAGUUUAUUGUUACUUUCUUAAAAAAUUUUUGUGGUGCGUUGGUGAAACAAUUAGUUGGUUAUCAACCACAAGUUGAUGAAGGAAGUCUAAUCGCCGAAGAGAAUUUUGGAAAGCUGACGUUUUCGGCGUUUGCCCUCUCCAGGG
This is a messenger RNA of Pocillopora damicornis (cauliflower coral), 2554 nucleotides long. RefSeq lists its product as uncharacterized. The record is from RefSeq and is a predicted model, not a curated record. NCBI's taxonomy places the organism in Eukaryota, Metazoa, Cnidaria, Anthozoa, Scleractinia, Pocilloporidae.